AGAUUGUACAGACUAUAUACCUGAAGAGCAUUUUCACGUAUACGAAGUACCUGGGUCUAUAGAUCACACAUGCAGUUUUCGACAACCUCUUCCACGUUGCUGUGCAGAUAGUACCUAGAAAUAUCAAAGUGAAAACCAUGGCGCGCCCCGGCAUGCUCAUCGCCCUGAUCGUCGUAUUCCAAACCUUGAUCUCCUCGUCGACGACGGAGUUCGUCUUCGAAGAUGUCUUCAAUGAUCCCGAACGCGACACCUUUCUCCACGGAACUUUCCCCGAGGGAUUUAUCUGGGGUGCCGCUACGGCAGCCUAUCAGAUCGAAGGAGCCUGGGAUGAGGAUGGAAAAGGACCAAAUAUCUGGGACGCUUUCACUCACAUCCCUGGAAAGACAUAUGACAACCAGAAUGGCGACGUCGCCUGCGACAGCUAUCAUAACGUUGAACGCGACGUCGAAAUGGUCAAGGAGCUCGGUCUGACGCACUAUCGAUUCUCUCUCUCCUGGUCAAGAAUAUUCCCGACUGGGUUUACCCAUCAGGUGAAUCCCGCAGGGGUGCAGUACUACCACCGUCUGAUUGAUGCCCUCCUAGAAGCUAGUAUCCAACCCGCUGUUACCCUCUAUCACUUCGAUCUUCCUCAGAUGUUAGAAGAACUCGGUGGAUGGGAAAAUGAGAUGAUGGUCCUCUACUUUCAGGCUUAUGCCGAUUUUUGUUUCAAUGAGUUCGGCGAUAAGGUGAAGAUUUGGUUUACAAUCAACGAGCCCAAAGUGAUCGCUAUCCAGGGGUACGAGGCAGGCAUAUUCGCACCGGGAAAGACGCGCCCGGGCUACGGAACCUACCGCGUCGUACACACCAUGCUGAAGGCACAUGCGCGUGCGUGGCAUACGUACGAUCAGAAGUACCGCGCAACACAGGGCGGGAAAAUUUCCAUCGUCUUCAACUCGUUCUGGUCAGAGCCGGCCGACCCAGAGAAUCAGGCCGAUGUUGAGGCGGCGGAGAGGAUGAGGCUGUUUGAACUCGGCUCCAUGGCGAAUCCCAUCUUUGGAAACGGAGACUAUCCGGAGCUCGUCAAGGCUGUGGUAGGGAACAUGAGUCGUGCUCAAGGUCUUACUGUGACCCGUAUGCCUUCAUUCACUCCUGAAGAGCAGCAGCUCAUCAAGGGUACAGCCGACUUCUUUGGUCUCAACCACUACUCAACAAGAUUUGUUGCCUACAAGAAACCUGAAUUCAACCCCAUACCUACCGUGUAUGAUGAUUUCCAGGCGGAAUUCAGCUCCGAUCCGGUCUGGCCACAAGCUGCCUCUGAAUGGCUAAAGGUUGUUCCAUGGGGUUUCCGUCGUCUUCUAAAUUGGAUCAAGAAUAACUAUGGUGACGUACCCAUCUACGUCACAGAGAACGGUGUAUCUGAGCCAGACGGGGCCCUGAACCUGGAUGAUGAAUUGAGAACCAAGUACUACCGAUCGUAUAUCAAUGAAGCUCUCAAAGCUUCCAAAAUUGAUGGUGUCAACCUGCAGGGGUAUUUCGCUUGGACUUUGCUCGACAACUUUGAAUGGGCUUCUGGAGUCAGCGAACGCUUCGGUUUGUACCACGUUGAUUUCAACGAUCCUGCGCGUACUCGACGCGCCAAGAAUUCGGCGCUCACCUACACCCAAAUCAUCAAGGAUAAUGGAUUUCCGUCUGACGAACAGGCCAAAGUGGAAUUGUAAAAUGUAACAGUAUUUUAUAUUCUCUUAUAAUACUUGAGUAAAAUAGACAGGCGAUUUCGAACAGUAAUUUGAAGAAGAUUACCCGCAAUAUUUUAAGAAUUAUUGUAGACAGCGUUAAAAAGGACACAUAUUCAUAGAUCAUGGUAGUUAGUGCUAUUUCAUGAAUCUUUUACGUUAAAUCCUAAGGUAAAAGAGUAGUUUUAUUUUUGGUGAAAUACCCGAACACAUACAAAAGGGAAGAGGUGAAUGUGCACAUAAAACUACAAUCUACCCCAAUCCAUCUGACAUUAUCAUUAUCUGACAUCUUUAACAUCAAACUAUUCGGAUCUCCCCGCCCCCCCCCCAGAUCAUUAACUCUGUGCCCCCUCAAUGGCUGGAUACACGCUAUUCCCCUGCCUCUAUAGAAUAAAUACUGUUAGUCUUCCAAUUAGCCAAAUUCAAUUAUAUGUCUACUUUGUAUGAUCAGUGAAUCGUUGUAUCUAUAAAGGUUCGUUCCGAUAUGGCGAGGCAAAACUGCGGAUUUUUUGUGUAUGCGUGUGUGUGUGUGUGUGUGUGUGUGUGUGGAUGUUAACUGUAAUACGCUCCCCAUUUUCUGAAUCUUAUAAUAUAAAGCUCAGUAAAUACACGCAAGUCCUUUUACAGCGCCAUAUCUGAACAAGCCUUCAUUAUGAUUUAUUUUUCUCACAUUGCUUGGACUUCAAACGAUACAAAUAAAGCAUGGGCAAUAGUCAA
Molecule: messenger RNA, 2429 nt
Organism: Strongylocentrotus purpuratus (purple sea urchin)
Lineage: Eukaryota; Metazoa; Echinodermata; Echinoidea; Camarodonta; Strongylocentrotidae
Product: cytosolic beta-glucosidase
Exons: 9
Coding region: 138-1697 (519 amino acids)
Biological process (GO): carbohydrate metabolic process
Molecular function (GO): hydrolase activity, hydrolyzing O-glycosyl compounds
Source: RefSeq, a predicted model, not a curated record